Messenger RNA from Enterobius vermicularis (human pinworm), 330 nucleotides. The record is from the annotation of a GenBank genome assembly. Lineage: Eukaryota; Metazoa; Nematoda; Chromadorea; Rhabditida; Oxyuridae.
AUGGUAGUUGGCAGAAGGUCAAACUCCUCUCUUGGUAACGACAAGCCAGUGAGCAGCGGGGUCGUGUUUGCUUAUUGUCAGAGGUGUCGAGGGAAAACUAAAAGUUUAAGCAAAGCUUUAACUAGGAUAGGAUUGCGCGUUAUCUAUGCCUUCGGAAACCCGCUCUGCUACGAGAGUGCAAAGGUUAUUCUACGAACUUUAUUGCAUUUAUUUGUGAGCACCGUUUUGGAAUGGGUUAGCAGAACUGCUUGGGAGUGUGGCGAUGACAGCGAAAAGCAAGUAGAGCUUUGGUUACCGAGAAAACUACCGAACAUUUUGGCAGAGGCGUAA